UCCUUUUAAUUGCAAUAACGAUUACAAAAAUUAAGAUAAUUAAAUUAUGCCUCGUCACGUUUUUGUUAAAGAGAAGUUGAAACUGAAAGAAUUUGUAGAUCUAGAUUCAUAGAGAAAGUGGGAGAAAUCUGCGAAAGCUUGCACAGCAUUCGCCACUGUUCCUUAAUUGACAAUUCAGAUUUUAUCAAGUUUUAAAGCGUCCGAAAGAUCAGGAUGUGCUAAAAAUUCAAAUGCGACAUUGUCGACAUGCCAAAUUGUAUGCUAAUUGAAUCAAUGCUGCUGGAUAAAUCGGCGGGUUCCAGUUCUGAAGUGCGCGCGGAGGAAAGAGAAAGCCUAUAAGGCAUGAAUCAUUCAAUGUUACGGAUGAUGGUCACCGACGUCUAGGCCGGUCUGUGUAAGGUCGAACGGUAGUAGCGCGUCGACUCUGCGUGUGCAAACAGUGCGUGUGAGACGAGUUCCUCGAGUUUUCAGCCGAUUGACACGUAAUAUUUUGAACCGAUAGAAGUACGACGGCAAACAUGAGACUCAGGAUCUUCCUGAUCACCACGAUUGUGUUUUUAUUCGUAUUCGACACAGAUGGCCGGAAAACCAGCGGAUCAAGAAGGAGCGGCAGCGGAGGAGGCUAUAGCAGUUCUCGGAGCCGAGGUUCAAAUCAAGCGAAAACAGGAUCAGCAGGAUCGGGAGACUCAAGUUCGAGCAAAGUAGGAUGGAACAGUAAAGCGACCGGCACCAAUGCCAAACCGUCGGCUCCGGUAUCUGAACAUGCUUCGAAAACCAGCGCGACGAAUGUACAAUCAGGAUACAAUCCGUCGAACAAUCCGCCGCCGUACAGUCCAGGUGGAUACCCUCGGCAGCCGGCUGGCAAUCCGGCUUACGGCGGCGCGGGAUAUCCGCCUCACAAUCAAGGACCCCCAGGAUAUUCGUCUCACAAUCAAGCACCCCCAGGAUAUACGCCUUACAAUCAAGGACACGCUCCCCCAGCAUACCCAGGAUCUCCCAACAUGAACCCUUCGUAUUCCAGCGGCUACGGAGGCCACUCGCCGUACGGACAAGCUUACAAUCCGUCUAUGCAUCAUAACGCGCCGCCGGCUUACAGUCCGCCCUACGGCGGACAGUCUUACGGACAGCCGUCCUACGCGCAGCCGUCCUACGUUCAACCGACCAUCCAGCAGGCCCCGGCGCUCACAGUCCUUCAACCGAGCCGCCCCGGCAUCGGUCAGCUGGCCAAGGAAGCGCUGGUUUACUCCAGCGUGAGCGCGGGCGUGAGCGCGGCCGUGAACAGAUUGCUGCCGGGCGGUAUUUACGGCAGGAGUCCUGGAAGCAGCGGCACCGGCAGUCACACCGAGAUCACGUACAACAAUUACUACAACAAUCAGACUCAGCCCCAGCCUAGCGGCGACGCUUACGUGGUGCCGGUGAACAACAACGGCGCGCCUGCCAGCCCGAACGCACCGAGUCCGGCAGCGCCGGCCCAGUCGCCGCCGCCGGCGGAAAAGAAAGAUCAGGCGCCUAGCAAUGCCGCACCGCCGACCGAUAACGCCAACUCGCAGAUUCCUCCGCAGAGCAGCAAUCCGAGUCAGCCGAACUAUCCGAUCUCCAACGACGAAGUGAAGAAACUGUCGGAGAGCCUCUUCGAGGCGGACAAGAACAACGCGUACAAGUACAUCACUGUGAAUCUGCAGGGCGAGACGAAGGAAGACGGCACCGGAGAUGACGCGUCUCUGCCUUUACUGGACGUAAAAUCCGAGGCGUACGAAAUUCCGACGGUGAAGAGCGUGUUGGCGCUGCACGACAAUUACGAGAUAGAUGUCAAGACGAAGGAGAUUGUCACGCCCGAGGAGCGCAAGGAGGAAACCGAGCUGCUCGACAAGUUCCUGGAAACCGACGUGUUUAAAGCGGCGAUGAAGUUCCUGGUCGACAAGGGAUUCAUUCCGAAUGACGAGUACGAGUUCAAGGACACCAUGAGACGCAUCUGGUUCUCGCAGUUCCAGCGAGUCGAAGGCGAGCCGUCCAGUUCCGGUUUCGAGGCGGUGUUCGUGGCGGAAAAACUCGACUCCUACAUGAUCGGCCCGCAAAACUGGAUCUACUACGCUAAACAGGAGGCGCAGAAGAAUCUCGACUAUCGCGGAUACAUGAAGGACGUCAAGCUCGGAGAUAAAGGGGAGGCCAUCAAGAUACGCUCGGCCUUUAAUAUGCCGGACACGAAGCAUGCGAUUACGACCCUUCUCGUAGGCCUUUCACCCGAGCUGGAGAUGGCUCUCUACACUUUAUGCUUCUACGUUCGCCCGAACGACGUUUGCCCAAUUUCGUUGGGCGGAAAAGACGUUAAUUUGGUCUCUACGAGGUUCAACUACUUCGGCAAAGAUAUUUUGAUCGCCGGCUUCAUCGCGGGAUAAAAUUCAGCUUAGAAUCAAAAGGCCAUUCUGGUUUUAUAUAAAAUUGUGGUUGAAAAUUUGAAUAGACAUAAAGUUCAGAAAAAUCUUUUGUCAAAGCAACUCAUAAAACAAUAUUAUAUUUAUGUCUUGCUUUUAGUUCGUUAUACAUAUGUCUAUACAGCAUAAUAAUAAGCUGCGUUUCACUCAUUUGUACAUAGAUAUAUUCAAAUAUGUGCAAAAUAAAAUUAUGAGAAAAGAAGCCGUGAUCUCUCCGAGUAUAAAUUUAUAUUUGCAAUAAAAGAUUAGGAAAUAUAGCUGUCAUACUACCUCAGG
Molecule: messenger RNA, 2708 nt
Organism: Linepithema humile (Argentine ant)
Lineage: Eukaryota; Metazoa; Arthropoda; Insecta; Hymenoptera; Formicidae
Product: endoribonuclease CG2145
Molecular function (GO): RNA endonuclease activity
Source: RefSeq, a predicted model, not a curated record